CAUCACAUAUAUUACCUGUAAAGUCCAGUUCUAAUUUGUUUUGGUUGCCAGUAUAUUCACAGUGUUGAUCACCAAGUGUAUCAUCUUUCAAAACAUAAAAUGUCUUCCGACAAAUCAAAUACCAGCUCUGAAGAAGUAAUGCACAAACGUUGUUGUCCAUUCGAAGAAAAUCUUACUCCACUAAUGAAGAUUCACGUUGGUCCAAGAGAAGCCGCUGACGGAGAUGAGAAAGAGGAAGAGAUGAGAAAAAUUUAUGAUCGUACUCUACAGAUGCUAAAAAAUGGUCCUAAAUUAACAGAAAGUCAUCCAAGUGAAAAUCAAGAAACCAAAACGACUGGAUAUCAUUUUGAAGCUCCACGAUUCAAACAGAUGGUUUUGAAUGAUAAAUUACAACUAGAAGUUAGCAAGAAAAUUAUUUUGCCACUAGAUACACAUACUUGUACUAACUGCAAACAACUCAAAGUUGUUGAUCGAACCCGCUGCUUUCUUUGCGUUGAAUAUCACUGCCCGAAUUGCCUUAGUGAAUGUAAAAAAUGUUUAGAACAAUUUUGUAAAAAAUGUAGCCUUACAAUUUAUGAUGAUGGAGAACAUGUAGAGUGUCUAGCAUGUUAUCGUUAAAUACAUUAUCAUUAUUUCAUCAUCAAUAUCUGCACGUUUUGUGAUAACAUUUUCUUUACCAUCACAUGAAGUGAAGGAUGAUAAUGGCUUAUUCAUUAAAAAAAAAAA
Chelonus insularis is the source of this 726-nucleotide messenger RNA. RefSeq names its product apoptosis regulatory protein Siva-like. NCBI's taxonomy places the organism in Eukaryota, Metazoa, Arthropoda, Insecta, Hymenoptera, Braconidae. Gene Ontology annotation, molecular function: CD27 receptor binding. Gene Ontology annotation, biological process: extrinsic apoptotic signaling pathway. The coding region runs from base 100 to 618 and encodes 172 amino acids. The transcript is spliced from 4 exons. The record is from RefSeq and is a predicted model, not a curated record.